AUGAUCGAUAGAAAUUAAACAGGCAGCGAGACUUUGUGAAUGCUGCUUGUAAAUUACUUAAAAAUUUAUAUUUCUGCGACGUCUGCGACAUGGAAGCAGGCAAAGAUUCAAAGAAUUUAGAUUCUGAAGAAGGAGCUGCUCCUGACAAUGCUGAGAGCAAAGAAAGCGAGAAACCUGCGUCUAAAUCAGGGAGUGAGGAAGCUAAGGACGACGUUGGUGACGAUGAGGCUGAAGCUGGCAGUUCUCACAAAAACCUGGUCGACUCUCUGGGUCACUAUUUAAAAGACAAACUUCACAUCGGGGACAAGGCCGAAAAGAAAAAGAAAGUACUGCCAGAAAAAUCUCUGGAAGCUGUUGUGAAGUAUAUUGAGGAGAAAAAGAUCACAAAAAUAAUCACCAUGGCUGGUGCUGGAAUUUCUACCUCUGCCGGCAUUCCUGACUUCCGGAGCCCGAAAACAGGCCUGUACAACAACUUGGCAAAGUAUGAUUUGCCCCACCCACAAGCCAUCUUCGAGCUGGACUUCUUUCAUAAAAAUCCAAAGCCGUUCUUUGUGCUGGCCAAAGAGCUGUUUCCCGGUUCCUUCAAGCCAACCGUCAGCCAUUACUUCAUUAGGAUGCUCUACGACAAAGAUCUCUUGCUCAGGCACUACACCCAAAACAUUGACACAUUGGAAAGAGUGUCCGGCGUUCCCGGAGACAAAAUUGUCGAGGCGCAUGGAACCUUUUUUACGUCUCACUGCUUAGAGUGCGAGCUUGGAUACGAAUUAGACUGGAUGAAAGAAAAAAUCUUUGCUGACGAAAUUCCCAAGUGCAUCUCUUGCGGUGGGGUCGUGAAGCCUGACAUCGUAUUCUUUGGUGAAAAUUUGCCUUCAAGGUUUUUCCGCUGCGUUGAAAAGGAUUUUGACGAGUGCGAGCUUCUAAUUGUCAUGGGCACGUCUCUGGUUGUGCAACCAUUUGCUUCACUCGUCGACAGAGUUGGAAGUAAAGUUCCUCGCUUGCUUAUUAACAGAGAAAAGGCCGGAACAGCAAAUCCUGUGAUGCGAGCGCUGGGUCUCGCGGGAGGCAUGGAUUUUUCGUCUGACACAAACCGUGACGUCGCGUGGUUAGGAGACUGUGAUGAUGGUUGUGAGGCUCUAGCAGCUGCUUUCGGAUGGGCCGAUGAACUGAAGGAGUUGGUCGCAAAGGAACACGAGUUGAUCGAGAAAGAGGAACAAGAGAGCAAGACCAAGGUGAAAGGAAAGAUUUGAAAUCACUGACUAUUGUAAAAUGAACCAUUUCAAAUUGUUGUUGUUUUUUUAUUUACAGAGAAAUUUAAAAUGAUGUAAAUUUAAUUUAUUUUAAUUUUUGUUACGCAGCCUUUUAAGAUAAUUUUCCUUUAUAUAAAAAAGAAAUUUAAGGGUAGUAUAAUAUGAUGCGAUAUUAUUUAAUGCUGUUUAUUACAAAUUCAAAAAUAAAUUACUCACUGCAGACUGCAAAACGACUGAUUUAA
This is a messenger RNA of Cloeon dipterum, 1489 nucleotides long. RefSeq names its product NAD-dependent protein deacetylase sirtuin-2-like. Gene Ontology annotation, molecular function: histone deacetylase activity, NAD-dependent; NAD+ binding. The coding region runs from base 90 to 1247 and encodes 385 amino acids. NCBI's taxonomy places the organism in Eukaryota, Metazoa, Arthropoda, Insecta, Ephemeroptera, Baetidae. The record is from RefSeq and is a predicted model, not a curated record. Gene Ontology annotation, cellular component: nucleus. The transcript has 7 exons.